Apaloderma vittatum (bar-tailed trogon) is the source of this 585-nucleotide messenger RNA. RefSeq names its product ADP-ribosylation factor-like 14 (gene ARL14). The coding region runs from base 1 to 585 and encodes 194 amino acids. The record is from RefSeq and is a predicted model, not a curated record. The transcript has a single exon. NCBI's taxonomy places the organism in Eukaryota, Metazoa, Chordata, Aves, Trogoniformes, Trogonidae. Gene Ontology annotation, molecular function: GTP binding; GTPase activity. Gene Ontology annotation, cellular component: cytoplasm. Gene Ontology annotation, biological process: vesicle-mediated transport; intracellular protein transport.
AUGGGCCUCCAGAGCACCAAGCACUCCAAAGCCAAGCAAGUUAAUAUACUCAUGUUAGGGCUCGAUUUUGCGGGAAAAUCUACGCUGCUGUACAAGUUCAAGUGCGACGACGUUUUUCUAACAAGCCCAACAAUCGGUUUCAAUGUCGAUAUGAUCGAAACGGGGACAGGUUUUACACUGACGCUUUGGGAUGUUGGAGGACAACAGAAAAUGAGACAGGCCUGGUGCAAUUUCCUGGAAAACGCCGACGGACUGCUGUAUGUUGUGGACAGUUCUGACAAGCGCCGCCUGGAAGAAUCAAAGAAAGAAUUUGAGCUCAUUUUAAAAAAUGAAUUUAUAAAAAGUGUGCCGGUCAUCGUGCUAGCAAACAAGCAGGAUUUGCCGGGAGCUUUGAACGCUGAGGAAGUGACCAGGAGACUCAAGAUGAAGAAGUAUUGCAGCGACAGAAAUUGGUACGUACAACCCUGUUGUGCUGUCACAGGAGAAGGUUUGUCAGAGGCUCUCCAAAGACUAACCACGUUUGUGAAACAGUACGGCAGAUCAAAAGGAACUUCUACAAUCUUUAAGGAGAUCGAAGCACUUUAA